This is a messenger RNA of Oncorhynchus keta (chum salmon), 1270 nucleotides long. Its product is annotated as spexin prohormone 1-like. NCBI's taxonomy places the organism in Eukaryota, Metazoa, Chordata, Actinopteri, Salmoniformes, Salmonidae. The transcript is spliced from 4 exons. The record is from RefSeq and is a predicted model, not a curated record. Bases 833 to 1195 code for a protein of 120 amino acids. Gene Ontology annotation, molecular function: neuropeptide hormone activity.
GGUGUGUCCACAUUUUUUGACUGGUACUGUGUCGUUUUAAAAAAAAUUGUACAAAUAUAUUAAUAAAAAAGAAAAGCUGAAAUGUCUUGAGUCAAUAAGUAUUGAACUAACAAUAAGUAUUGAACUAACAUGUAGUGACUCAGGGUGUUGAAUACUUAUGUAAUCAAGAUAUAUGACGUUUUAAUUUUUCAUACAUGUUUUACAAACUUUUGAUUUUAUUUUUUUACUAUGACAUUAGAGUAUUUUGUGUAGAUCAUUGACAAAAAAAUGACAAUGAAAUCCAUUUAAUCCCACCUUGUAACACAACAAAAUGUGUAAAAAGUCAAGGGGUGUGAAUACUUUCUGAAGGCACUGUAGAUCCAUGAUUGCCUUUGGCAGCUAAUUGUAUUGCAUAAAAUGUGUAUUGUGUACAUUAAAAUGUGAGUAAGUGAUUUGAUUGGUUCCUCUCUGCAUUCCCUCUCUGAGCUUGGAGCCCACCUCUCUUUCAUCAAAUUUACAUGACCUAUCGCUGUUGACAUCCAUAACGUGUUGCGCUGUGGGCUACGAGGUCUCCCCCACCCGUCCAAUAUAAAUACAGGGAUAGCACUUGCCAAGGCACACAACUUCUGCCCUUUUCCCACUUGAAACAGAUCUCUACCGGCGUUACAGGGAUCUAAUAUCCUCCGUCGCAAUGAAAGUAAGUUGCCUAUUAGGGAGGUACAUUUUGAUCUUUGCGUACUUACAAAUGGAAAUGCGCAUGGCGCACGAAAAUGAUUACCUUCUUGUCAUGUAUUUUGAGCGCAUAUUUGUUUGACAUUGUCCGCUUGUUCAUACGUCAUAACUCUACUUUUACAUGUUUCAGGGUGUGAGGUCUAUUACAGUUUAUGCACUUGCUCUUUUACUUCUGGCAACGCUCGUCUCCCAUUCGUGGAGCGCACCGAAGGGCAGUUUCCAGCGGAGAAAUUGGUCGCCUCAGGCAAUGCUGUACCUCAAGGGCACCCAGGGACGGCGGUUCAUCAGCGAGGACAGAAAAGAAGGAGAUGUAUAUGACACAUUACAUUUAGAGACUCGAAGUCAAAACACAGAGAGGCUCAGUGUGAACCAGGCAGCCACAGUCCUGCUCAACUUCCUGCGGCAAGCCAAGGAGGACAGAGAAGAAAAUCUUGAACAACUGUACUUUCAAGACUUGCCGGCAUGGAAAAGAGAGUACUUCUGAUGCGUUUCAGAAUGCAUUUAUUAUUGUUGAUAACAUUCUAAUCUAUUGCAUCUGUUGAUCUCUUGUUGGAUGUCG